AUGGAAUUGGGUAGUUUAGUCAACCUGGAGACAUUGGAGAAUUUCUCAACAGAGCAUGGGAGUGUGAGGGAUCUCCAAGGUAUGACACGUCUCAAAGCCCUCUCUAUCUCAUUCAACGGCAAAGGUUGUACAAUGGAAACUCUAUCUUCAUCUCUAAGUGGAUUAAGCCACUUGGAAACUCUUACUAUAUAUGAUGAUUACAAGUUGUAUGCUCCCACCAAUGAUGAAGAAGGAUUUUUUUUGGAUUGCAUGAAUCUCAAACAGCUCAAGUUGAGUAUAUAUAUGCCGAGGUUACCGGAUGCGCAACGUUUCCCUUCUUAUCUUACAAGCAUAACUCUGAGUGGUUGUUGUUUGGAGGAGGAUCCUAUGCAGAUUCUGGAGAAGCUUCUUCACUUAUAUGAGGUUAGUUUAUUGAAUAAAUCUUUCUGUGGGAAGAGAAUGGUUUGCUCGGGCGGUGGGUUUCCUCAGCUGCAUAAGCUUGAAUUAUCUGGACUUCUUGAUUUGGAAGAGUGGAUAGUAGAAGAAGGCUCCAUGCCUCUUCUUCACACUCUGACUAUUCGUAAUUGUCGAAAGUUAAAAGAGCUUCCAGAUGGGCUAAGAUUUAUCACUUCCUUGGAAGAACUAGAUAUGAACACACAUACAUUAGAAUUCUGGAAGAAAUUGUCUAGAGGAGGAGAAGAAUACUACAAAGUCCAGCACAUUCCUCUUUUGAAUAUUAUUUAA
This is a messenger RNA of Microthlaspi erraticum, 723 nucleotides long. The record is from the annotation of a GenBank genome assembly. NCBI's taxonomy places the organism in Eukaryota, Viridiplantae, Streptophyta, Magnoliopsida, Brassicales, Brassicaceae.